CAAAAUUUCCCUCAAAUUAAUCCCUACGUUUCUCCCUCUAAAUACAAACAAAAUAUCAGAAAUUAUGGGUAGAUUUCUCCCAUGCCCAAUGCCUUGCAAUUGCGACAAACACAGAUAUUCUCAAAUAUAUCAAACCAGCCAUAUUUCCGACUCGUCAUCUUCCAAUUCAUCCCUUACUUCCCAACUAAGCCUCCCUUCCGUCCCUUCCCUCGAACACGUCGCCGCCGCCAACCACCAAUGCCUAGUCACCCUUAAGGGCCACUCCUCCUACAUAUUCUCCCUCUCCCUCGCCGGGAAAUACCUCUUUAGCGGCCCCUCCAACGGAGAAAUUCGUGCCUCCGCCUCGCACGGCGGAACCAGUAUGUACGUCGCUGCCCAGACUGGCUCCGCCGUGAAAUCCAUCACCUUCAUAAACGGCAAGCUAAUCACCGCCCACGCGGACCGCAAGAUCCACGUGUGGCGGAUCAAAGACCAUGUCAUAACUAUCGCCAAGCUGAAACUGACAACCACACUCCCCACCGGUGUGGACCGUUGCAUACGAUUAUUCUCGGCGGGGAGCUACGUGGAGGUCCGCCGCCACCGGAGGCAGACGUGGGUCCACCACGUCGACGCAGUGGCGGCCCUGGCCGCCUCCGCGGACGGCGCGUUCCUCUACUCCGUGUCGUGGGACCGGAGCAUGAAGGUGUGGCGGAGCACCGACUUCCGGUGCGUGGAGUCGGUGCAGGCCGCCCACGACGACGCGAUCAACGCUGUCGCGGCGUCCGUCGACGGCAGCGUCUACACUGGCUCCGCCGACCGGCUGAUCAAGGUGUGGCGGCGCCGCAACGACGGAGAGUCGCGGCACUCGGUCGUGGCGACGCUGGAGAAGCAUAAAUCAGCCGUGAAUGCGCUGGCGCUGAGCACCGAAGGGAGUGUGCUUUAUUCCGGCGCCUGCGAUCGGUCGAUCGUCGUGUGGGAGAAGGGAAGAGGUGGCGGAAUGGCGGUGGCGGGGGCGCUGAGGGGGCAUAGGAAGGCGAUUUUGUGUUUGGCGGUGGUGGCGGAGGUGUUGUGCAGUGGAUCGGCGGAUAAGAGUGUGAGAGUGUGGAGGAGAGGGAGUGGAAAUAGCUAUUCUUGCCUGGCGGUAUUGGAAGGGCAUAAAUGUCCGGUGAAAUGUUUAGUGGCGCGUUUGGAUGGGAGGUGUAGUGAGGUUGAUAAGAAAAGUGAGGGGAUGAGUUAG
This is a messenger RNA of Salvia splendens (bonfire salvia), 1216 nucleotides long. RefSeq names its product protein JINGUBANG. Lineage: Eukaryota; Viridiplantae; Streptophyta; Magnoliopsida; Lamiales; Lamiaceae. Bases 65 to 1216 code for a protein of 383 amino acids. The record is from RefSeq and is a predicted model, not a curated record. Gene Ontology annotation, molecular function: protein binding. The transcript has 4 exons.